Molecule: messenger RNA, 525 nt
Organism: Drosophila subobscura
Lineage: Eukaryota; Metazoa; Arthropoda; Insecta; Diptera; Drosophilidae
Exons: 2
Coding region: 101-466 (121 amino acids)
Source: RefSeq, a predicted model, not a curated record
CAUCCGUCUGCCCAAUGUUCUUUGUGUAUUUAAACUGUAUAAACAAUUGAAAAAACAAUAAUUAAUACUCAUAGAGCUGCAAUAGAGGUUCGGCUAGCCAAUGAGUAUCAACUUGUAUAUACAAGUGCUGAACACGACUCUGCAGACCAUCGCAACCCAAGUGGAGGUAUUCGCUGGCGUUGCUCUGAAAGCAGCCGUCAACGUUCGCGGGGAGCUGGGGAGUCUGACCGAGGAUUGGCACUGGCAAAAUAGCCUCAUCGAGUUUACCGACCUGCAAGCCACGUUGCUGAAGGUACUGCUGGUGCUGCUGGCAGGAACGUGUGUGCUUAUCGCCUGGUCCUGGUCCGUGUACGGUCAAGUCAUCACCGAGAAAUUUGUCAGGCCAAGUACGCUUAAGGAAAUCGAAGAGCUUAAAUUAUCUGUUGCCAAAUUGAAGUUGCCCAAGGAGCACUCACCCCGCAUAUAGACAUGUCGAAGAUCAAGAAGUUCUUUUCGAAGAAGAAGGAGGAGGCAGCGGCGUUCAAA